Aedes aegypti (yellow fever mosquito) is the source of this 1426-nucleotide messenger RNA. RefSeq names its product box C/D snoRNA protein 1. Gene Ontology annotation, biological process: snoRNA localization; maturation of LSU-rRNA from tricistronic rRNA transcript (SSU-rRNA, 5.8S rRNA, LSU-rRNA); box C/D snoRNP assembly. The record is from RefSeq and is a predicted model, not a curated record. Bases 167 to 1321 code for a protein of 384 amino acids. Gene Ontology annotation, cellular component: nucleus; pre-snoRNP complex. NCBI's taxonomy places the organism in Eukaryota, Metazoa, Arthropoda, Insecta, Diptera, Culicidae. The transcript has 3 exons.
GUCGAUUUGAAAAAGUAAUCGAGAAGUGAACUGCAUGGUAUAAAGUUGUUCAUUUUCCAUUAUUUACCUGCUUUCGCCAGAGCGCGAUAAAAAUAUCAAGACUUGAUACUUAGUAUACCUAGAAAUAUCAAGACACUUAUUCAAGUGCACCAAAUAAUAAAAAACCAUGGCUGGAACGUCUCAGGCUGCAACGACAAGUGAAAGUGAAGACAACAUGGAUCUGCUUCAAUCGCCCCCCAGACUUGGAUUGUGCGAGGUUUGCAAUGCCAUUUUAGCGAAAUACACGUGCCCCAAAUGUGAGAUCAAGUCGUGCUGCCUCAAAUGCGUAAACAUCCACAAAAAGGAACUCAGUUGCGAUGGCAUCCGGGACCGUACCAAGUACAUUCCGAUGAAGAAGAUGUCCCAAAUGGACAUGAUGAGCGAUUACUACUUCCUGGAGGAGUGCAGCCGCUUCGUGGACGACCGGAAGCGCGACAAAAUCAAGCGCUACACUCGGUACAACAAAACCCUUCCACCGUCGUUGUUCCGUUUGCGGUGCGCUGCCCGGGAGCGGGGAACCACUUUGAAGUUCCUGCUGCAGAAUUUCACCAAGCAUCAGCGCAACACUAGCCAGCUGAAUUUCAAGACCCUAGUUAUCAACUGGCGCGUAGAAUGGUGCUUCCCGAAUGCGGAAGGGUUGCUCUUCGUGGAUGAGAGAUGUGAUGAGAAUGCUUCCUUGUAUGAUCUGCUGGGGAAGUAUCUGGAGGCUGGCAAUGGGCAGGAUUUCGUUGGGAAAAGCAAGCUGGAGUUUUAUCAAUCGCGAGGGAUGAAUCGAUUGCGGGUGCUACUGAAGGCCGAAGGGGUCAAGCGGAGCAAGAAUCGGUUCUUCGAGCUUAAACCGAAGAAAUCGCUCAAGGAGAACUUGAAGGGAAAGACGAUAGUGGAAUAUCCGGUGAUUUACGUGAUCUUCAAGGAGGCAUCGGAUGGAUUCGAUGUGAUAGAAUCUGAUGAAGAUGUGGAAGCGGAAACUAAGCUUUAUCAGAAGUAUCUGGACAAUCAGUACGGGCUGAAGAGGACCUAUUCCAAACGAGAAGACCCGGAAGAGAAGGAAAGGGAAACGAAAGUGCUUGAGGGAAUUGAUAGAUUGGAGAUUGUCCGGAAGCGAGAGGAGCGAAGGAAGAAGAAGGAGGCAGCGCAGAUAGAACCGGCCAACUAUCUGUUUAGCGAUGAAAAUCUGUGGAAUCAGUACUCGUCGGAUUCGGAUGGACAAGUGACGGAAGAAGAGGCGGACGAUGCUGAGGAAAUGCUUUCGCCGAAGCGAAUCAAAACCGAAAGUAAAUGAAGAAGAGAUUUGUUAAAAAUUGUUGAAUACUUAUUUGAAAUUGUAUCAAUAUGCAUGGAUUUUUCACAAUACUUCUUGUUGCAAGUAAAUGAAUUAAAAAAAGUA